Lytechinus variegatus (green sea urchin) is the source of this 6045-nucleotide messenger RNA. Its product is annotated as dehydrodolichyl diphosphate synthase complex subunit DHDDS-like. Gene Ontology annotation, molecular function: ditrans,polycis-polyprenyl diphosphate synthase [(2E,6E)-farnesyl diphosphate specific] activity. Gene Ontology annotation, cellular component: dehydrodolichyl diphosphate synthase complex; endoplasmic reticulum. NCBI's taxonomy places the organism in Eukaryota, Metazoa, Echinodermata, Echinoidea, Temnopleuroida, Toxopneustidae. The record is from RefSeq and is a predicted model, not a curated record. The transcript has 8 exons. The coding region runs from base 294 to 1403 and encodes 369 amino acids. Gene Ontology annotation, biological process: polyprenol biosynthetic process.
UGCGAUGCGGCAUGCUGCGCUAGAUGCACUGGAACCAUUUUGCAGUAACAUUUUUCGCCGAAACUUCAGCGAGCGGCUUUCGACGAAACCCCGUGCAGCUAGCUGAAUUGGAACCUCCGAUGUGGCACCGAGUCUCACGAUUGCAUCAGAUCCUCACCGCUCGACGCCGACCAUAACUCGACGUGCUUGCUUGCCGAAAGUUCCGGGUGUUUGGAUUGUCCAGUCACGCUUGGGACCCUGUCCUGGGAGUGGGAGAAUAAUUUACCUCACCUUAAUGAAUUGGAUAAUGUAACAUGGAUCCAGAAUUUAGAAAGUCUAAUGAACAUUGGAUCGAGGCAUCAGCAGCUACGUCGGAAUGGUUCCCAGAGAAGCAGUACCAGGCCCAGAAGACAUGGUUCCAGUCCUUCUGUCUGCGGGUCCUCAAAUGUGGUCCUGUGCCUCAGCACGUAGCCUUCAUCAUGGAUGGCAAUCGCAGAUUUGCUAAGAAAAAGUCUUUUCAGACCCUAGAGGGGCAUUCACUUGGUUUUGAGAAAUUAGCGGAGACUCUACAAUGGUGUUUAGAUCUAGGUAUUACAGAAGUCACUGUUUAUGCAUUUAGUAUAGAAAACUUCAAGAGAUCAAGGCAAGAAGUCGACGGACUGAUGGAAUUGGCAAGAAAGAAAUUUCUCAGAUUAUUAGAAGAAAAAGAUCAAAUCAUGAAGCAUGGUGUCUGUGUGCGAGUUAUAGGAGACCUCGACCUCCUACCCAGGGAUGUGCAAGAAGUCGUUGCAGAAGCCAUGUUUAUAUCACGUGAUAACACAAGGGCUACUCUAAAUGUAUGUCUAGCGUAUACCUCCAGGCAAGAGAUGGCCAAUGCAGUCAAGGAGGUGGCUCUAGGAGUAGAAGAAGGCAUCCUCUUCCCAAGUGAUGUUUCAGAGGAAUUAAUAGAGCAAUGUCUGUAUACUAAUAGAUGUAAAGAUCCUGAACUACUGGUGAGAACAUCGGGGGAAGUCAGGUUAAGUGACUUCUUAUUGUGGCAGAGCGGCUAUUCAGUACUGUCUUUCGUUGAGGUGUUGUGGCCAGAGUUUUCCAUAUGGCACUUGUUUGCAGCAGUUCUUCACUACCAGACCAAAUAUAAUGCAGUACAGAAUGCAAAGGAAGCCAUGUUACACAACAGGAGGAGAGCCGUCCAGGAAUCGGACCACAGAUGCGUUCUGGAUCAGUUAAACAACAGUAAUCAAACAACGAUCUCGGAUCAUAUAGAAACGCCUAGUAAUGAGGAUUCAUUCCAUAAAAGACUUUCAGAGUACACUCGCGAUCGUGAGUCAAGGAUAGCAAAGUUUCUAGGAUCACUUCACGCAAGGAGAGAAAACUUUUUAAUUAGUUUAUUACCUGAAAGGACUCGAUGCCAACUCGUAUCCUAAUUCUGCUAUUGGAGUAUUCCAGCAACUUUCCAAUUUUUUUUUGUUUCUUUUUAUUGUUCCAAGAAUUUUAUGAAUGAAUAUAUGAGAGAGAUUUAAUAUUGUGUUUAUAUUUUGAACAAGUACUGAUGAGGAAAUGAAAUAUUGACUACUGAAAGGGCAAUUAUGGCCUUUUUGUAAGUUUAAGUGAAAAUAUAAUUUUAAAACAUGAUGAAAAUCUCAUUCAAAUUUUUUAAGGACAAGUUCUUGAAUCAGUGCUAUAUUAUCACAUAGUAUGCAGUCAAAUUAAUGAGUCGAUAAUCCUCUCAUUAUUUCUUUAUUUGUGCAUAGAAAAGUAAUAAAAUUUGCAAAGCUGGUGGCUUGUUAAUGUAAUAAAUUCUUAAUGAAGCACAUAACUCACAGUGUGAUUACUGCUGUACAAGAACUGAUUAUCAUGACUACAAAUAGAAACGACCGUUUUGAAAUUGGAUAUUGAUUAGAUUACAUGGGGAGUGAAUAGACGACAAUAUCAACAUUACUUGUUUGGAUAUGUGAUGCAUCUUUCUACUAAAUAAAAUUCAAUGUCGAGAACAUUUUGAAAUUCCUAGGGGUGAUUUGUAGAGAGAUGAGUCUGACUUAAAAAAGUGCCAACACACACGCUCUCAAAAUAUUAAUGCAACUUGGUAUUUUACAUGUUUUGUUUGUAGUCGGACUUAAAUCUUUGUGAAACACCCUCAAAACUCUUAUUUUGUUAUAUUUGAUGAAGCGUUUCCAGUAUUAAUGAAAUUUUUGUUAUUCAUUUAAACUUGCAAAUUGGUUAAACUGGCCCUUUACAUCCGAAUGAGGUAUUUGCCUCCAUAUAUUUCCAAUGAAUUUAUUCAUUUCUUCAAUUGACAAUUAGAAUACAUAUUAGAUGUAAAAAAUUGAAUGAUAAAAUCAUGCCCAGCAAUCAAUGUUGCUAUUUUGAAGAUUAAUACCUAUUAUUGUAACCCAAUACUGAUAUAAUUCAAUGAACUUCUUUUAGUUCAUAUUCAUAACGAAGGAUGUGAGAAUAAGUGGACUGCCCUACACUGUACAAAAGACAUUGCCAUUAUACCUCACAUUGAAGGAUUUGUUCUAUUCUUAACAUGGAAGAAUGUUGCAUUUAGAUCAUUCCAAAGUCCAUUCUUCUGGGUCCCGUUUUAUGAUUAUUAUUGUGUGUAAGAAUGGAUGCUAAAAUCAAUCACAAUUGCUCCCAGCCAAUCCAAUUCCAUGAUGUCCGUAGCAAAUAACAAUUUUCUAUCUUGGCCGUGUGUCAUGAAAAGUUCCUGCUCUUGAAGAUGACAAGAACUUCCUUGUUGAAAAGGAGUUUGGGUGCUAUUGUUCAUAACCGAAUACCUACCCAAGACAGCUUACAGAAUGUAAUAUUAACAAUGACAGUAAGAAUAACCAAACAUUUCUUUUCAAGUCUUCUUAAUUUCCUUUGACAUUUCUUGAAAAGCACCUUGAGCACUCUACAGAGUGGAGUUGGGGCAGUACAAAUCCAAUUUACAUGUCCAUCAUGUUAGGUGCUGUUGCAAGGUGCUUCUAUAUUACCCUGACCAAGCUAGGCUUCUGACUCUGGUGCUCAAAGCUUUUUGAGAAAUUACUUUCUGCAUACCUCGGUACACCUCACCUGGGUUGAGUCCAGCACAGUGAAUGAAUUUCUUGCUGAAGGAAAUUAUGCCAUGGUUGGGAUCCACAACCCUCUGUUUCAAAAUCUGGAGAUUAAUCCACUGGGCCACAAUGCUCCACAAAAGUUGAUUUCUUCUUAGCCAUAGAAGCCUCCAGAAGUUAUCCAAUAAUGAAAGUUUGUAACACUAGCUUAUUAAUGUCAUUAUUAAGUUGUUUGAAUCGGGACACAGGCCUCUGCUACAUUCAUCUCCAAUAAUAGUCAUUUUAUUUAAUGAAAUAGCACAAAGUCAUUUCUUUGCAGUCAUUCAAAUAGAAAGUUCCUCUACCAUUAUCAUCAAAGACAAGUUUUCAUUAAUUCAGUCCAUGAUGAAUAUUUUCUAUUACGGAUUUUGGAUAUUUUCGCUUUGGCAUGCCAUCAAUAUGUGCAGAAUCCAAGGAAAUAUUCAUCCCUCAUAUCAUUAAUACCUUUAUGCUUGUAUACAUGCACUUUUUUUAUUCAUUGGACAUAAACACAUUUAUUCAAAUCCACAGACAUUUCAACAUGACUGGAUCUUAAAGUUUGGUUAUAAAUUUGAAUUUUUCUUGAGAUAUGUAAGUUUUCACUUGCUUACGAAAUCAACUAACUGAAAAUAUAUUUCUGUUGCUACAUGUAUCUCCAAUUAUUAUUUUUUUGAUUGAUGUGUUCUGGACACUGUUACAUAAAGCUUAGUGGAAAUCUAUGAUUGAUUGCAUUGAUCGUUGUGUAUAAUCUCAAUUUCUACAUGAAUGAGCAAAUCCUGGGCUUUAUACUACCAUCCUCUACAAUCCAGGCCCCUAUUUCAUAAAACUUGUUAAAUCUAUGAUAACAGUUAAAAGCUACUGAAAUCAUUUAAUUCAAUUGGCUGAUUGUGAUCUUGUUGUAGAGAUUUGUGCAUUUGUUAUUAUGACAAGUCUUUGUGAAAUGGAACUCAGAUUUGAUUGUACAUGUAGGUUAGGUUUAAGUUGAGCUUUCACAAUGUUUUUGCUCAGAAUUCUAGGAAUAUCCACUCACAUACUCUUUGCUUUGAAAGACAGUAUUAAAAAAAGAUGUAUUUGAUACAUGUACAUAUAUUCCAUCCACAAAUAUAGUCAUGUAUACAUAUAUGUACAAGAUUAUUUCCUAGUCGUUAAUUCCUGUCAAUUUUGUAAGUCAGACCUCACGAAGAAUUUCCUCUCUGUUUGAUGUGGAAAUGUUUGCAGUUCAUGCAUCAAGAUACUUAUGGUGUGUAAUGUUAAAGAAUGCAAUAUAUUCCCUUCUAAUCUAGGAUAAUAUUAAAAAUCAUGAAAUAGUAAAGUUGUCAUACUAAGCAGGGUAUUAGAUUUUUAAGAGGAAGUCUUAUACUAAUGUUCCAAUUUUGCUUUGCACUAAUGAUAUGUCAGAACAAUGUCUCUUGUGCUUUACAGAUAAAUAACAAUCCCAAUAAUCAAAUUCUGCUUUUGCUCAUAAUAAGUGUAAAUGGUGUAAAGUGUAAAUGGUAGUAAUUGUUUACCUGAUUGCUAAGAGAGCAUGAAUGCUUGUAAGCAAGUAACCAGAGGACUGACGGUUUAAGGUCCUCUCUGGGGGACCUGGUAAUGUGGAUUAAUGCCUUACCAAAGGGCACUAGCGCACCAAGUAGGAAUGGAGCCCGGGUCACCGGAAUCCAAAAACCCCAGCUCUACCAACUGAGCUAUCACACUUUCUCAAAUAUAUCCACAAUCUCCACUCCUUGGGGAGUGAUACCUAUUCCACCAAUGAGCUGUCGAUUCCCUCAACUUGCCAGGCCAACUCAUCAAUGUUUGCAUCCUACAUGGCACCCAUUGAUCACCUGGUGGGUGUUUCAUAAAGCUGUUUGUAAGUUAAGAGCGACUGAACGACUGGUGAACUUUUCUUACGUGCUAAACAAUCACCAAUGAACAUGAAUGGUGAAUAUCACUUACCAGAAGAAAGGAUCACCAGUUCUUAAAGUCGCUCUAAACUUACGAACAGCUUUAUGAAACACCCACCUGGAUGGAGAGUGGCAAAUGUAGGUUAGCAUCCCUCCGAGAGGCUAGUAGUGGUGCAUUGGGGUUUGAACCCCAGACCUCAUGGUUUAUAGUCCUAGGAUUUCUCAUUGAUCCUCUACACCAUUCAUUGGUCCCUUGGAGAGGACCUUAUGCCGUUGGUCGUUUGGUUGCUUUUGUACAAUGAUGCCUCCUUAGCAAUCAGGUAAAAAAUCACUCCCAUUAUACCAUUAUAUUAUAGUCUUUCAUUCCUGUGUCUCUUAGUUCCCCAUCCAAGUGCAACACAUAAAUGUUGUAGUGGGCAUUUAUCUACAUUUGACGCUCUCUACCCAAGCCGUAAAAUAUAUAAAUUCUUUAUUUCCUACUUUUGUUUAUUCCAAAUUGCCUUUUAUCCUGAUCCCUCUGGUAAUUGUGAGGGCUUUUUUUUAUACAUUUUUUGGGAUAAAUUGCCCUCAGCUCCCCCCCCCCCUUCAAAUUCAUAUUUUGGGGGUCUUUUUUGUUUUCCUUUUUAUUUUUUGCUGCGCCCAGAAGUAUAUUUGCCACCUUACAAUCAUUUUAGGGGCUGUGUGGAAGUAAUGUUGUCAAGGUUCCCAAAGGGUAACCCAAUAUAUGAUUUUCUGUGAUUUUACAAAUGGCAAUGUAUGAACCAUUUUUAUGACACUCUUAUCACAAAUGGUAACAAAUUUCCAUUUGAUUGGACAAUAAAUUCAAUUCAAUUAAUGGACUUAUCAAUAAUAUAUACAGUACAAAUCAAAUCAUCUAUUGUAGGUCUUGUCAUAUUGAAAUAAUGCUUUAUCAAAUUGAACAUGGAUGUGACAAAAAUUAUAAAAGCUUCCUAUAAAGUUUAUUUUAGCAUUUUUAUGAUUGAUAGUCAGAUUUUUGUCUUAUCAAUUGAUUCAUCUGUUAAGUACAGGAAUGAUGUUGGAAAAGGAUAGUGAAGAACUUGACUGGUCAGAUUACAAAUUUGACCUACUGAUCAGCAAAUAUCAAUUCCAAUAAAAAUUGUGUAUGCCAU